AUAAAAGAAGAAGAAAGUGAGAAACUAUGGCUCAAGCGAUCGGAAAAGUGUGUGUGACCGGAGCCGGAGGGUACCUUGGGUCUUGGGUUGUGAAGCAUCUUCUCUCCAACAACUACGUCGUCCACGGCACCGUCAGGCAACCUGGGGAUGCCAAAUAUGCACAUUUGAAUCAGCUUGAGAAAACAUCUGACAACCUCAAACUCUUCAAGGCGGAUGUAUUGGAUUACGAUUCUCUUUGUUCCGCCAUUGCCGGCUGCACCGGUGUCUUCCACGUUGCCUCUCCCGUUCCCUCCUCCUCCGUUCCUAAUCCACAGGUUGAGUUGAUUGAACCGGCAGUAAAGGGCACACUUAAUGUGCUUAAAGCAUGUCUUGAAGCCAAUGUUAAACGAGUUGUUUUCGUGUCCUCUGUGGCUGCUAUUCUCUUGAACCCUAGGUGGCCCCAGGGUCAGAUCAUGGAUGAGGCCUGCUGGUCUGACAAGGAAUAUUGUGCAUCAACAAACAAUUGGUAUUGCCUUUCAAAAACAGAAGCAGAGAGUGUGGCUUUUGAGUUUGCCAGAAGGUCCGGCCUUGAUGUUGUUUCUGUUUGUCCCACUCUCAUAUUGGGGCCGCUAAUGCAGUCCACCAUCAAUGCGAGUAGCUUGGUUCUCAUUAAAACUUUAAAAGAAGGAUACGAGUCUCAAGAAAACAGAGAUCGAAGCAUAGUUGAUGUGCGCGAUGUGGCUCAGGCAUUGCUUCUGGCGUAUGAGAAGCCAGAGGCCGAAGGAAGGUACCUAUGCACGGCUCACAGGAUCAAAGCACGCGACCUUGCUGAUAAGUUGAGAAGUAUGUUUCCUCAAUACAAUUAUCCUAAAAGCUUAACCGAGGGAGGGAAGGAAGAACUGCUUUGUUCAGAAAAGUUACAGAAGCUAGGGUGGAGUUAUAGGCCCUUGGAAGAAACUCUUGUGGAUUCCAUUGAGAGCUAUAAGAAAGCUGGAAUCCUGGAUUAAAGUUUAAACCAGUUUUUUGCUUGAUUUUCCUUAAUCUUGACUGUGUGCUCUACUUUUGUUUUCAUGGUGAUCCCACUUGUGUUGAACGAUUUCAACAGUGUCAUAUAGCUUGCAUGUCUUUUCCUUUCAUCAUUUGAUA
Hibiscus syriacus is the source of this 1125-nucleotide messenger RNA. Its product is annotated as cinnamoyl-CoA reductase 1-like. Lineage: Eukaryota; Viridiplantae; Streptophyta; Magnoliopsida; Malvales; Malvaceae. The record is from RefSeq and is a predicted model, not a curated record. The transcript is spliced from 7 exons. Gene Ontology annotation, molecular function: oxidoreductase activity, acting on the CH-OH group of donors, NAD or NADP as acceptor. Bases 27 to 986 code for a protein of 319 amino acids.